This is a messenger RNA of Amorphotheca resinae ATCC 22711, 2469 nucleotides long. RefSeq lists its product as hypothetical. The transcript has a single exon. Gene Ontology annotation, biological process: mitochondrial tRNA 3'-end processing. Gene Ontology annotation, cellular component: mitochondrion. The record is from RefSeq and is a predicted model, not a curated record. Bases 1 to 2469 code for a protein of 822 amino acids. Gene Ontology annotation, molecular function: 3'-tRNA processing endoribonuclease activity. Lineage: Eukaryota; Fungi; Ascomycota; Leotiomycetes; Helotiales; Amorphothecaceae.
AUGAAGUGCUGGGUGCAGUUUCUGACCACGCCUUCGGCGGACACUCCUGGCACAACAUUGCUGCUGCAUUUUGAUUCAAAGCGUUACCUUAUUGGACAUGUUGCGGAGGGCACUCAGAGGGCCGCGGUGCAGAGGAAGUUGGGACUGGUGAAGGUAUCCGAUAUCUUCUUGACGGGGAGGGUUGGGUGGGGAACGACGGGAGGUAUAUUGGGCAUGAUCUUGACGCUCGCAGAUGUGGUCACAGGCUCCAGGGAAGAUUCCAAAGAGAAAGGCAAAAAGGUAGCGGAGGAGGACAAACAAUGGCUGAACAUACACGGAGGGGAGAAUUUGACGCAUUUGUUAGCGACUGCGAGGCGAUUCAUAUUCAGGAAAGGGCUUCCGGUCCACACGCAAGAGUUCAGAGGUGGGAAGGACGCGCGACCUCCCAGUGCGGACCCGACGUGGCAGGAUGAUCUUGUCAAGGUGUGGGCUAUGGUUCUCGAGCCUGAGCGUCCAGCUGCUGCUAGCUCAAGGAAACGAAGUCAUGAAGAGUUUCGCACCGAGAUCUUACCAGUAUCCUUGGAUGGCAAAGAAGAAAAUGCGGAAGAAGCGAAUGACCGAGACGACCAAAUUCGAAAGGGCGUUGUAGCUGCUAUGUUCGAGUCGAAAUGGCGCCUGGAUACCCUCAUCACAACGAAGCUUUCGGACGUUGUGAUGCCCGCAACAGUGUUUAUCAGGAAUGAGCAAGGGAAGAUCGAGAAGUACCAGGGGCCGUUGCCAGGCUCAGGGAAGGACGUUCCUGAUAUCGAGGUUCUUACGCGAAAUCCUUGGCCCGGUGCAUUAAUUGAGAGCCUCCCACCCACUGCGCCUGCCACGAGCUCAGUCUCGUAUAUUAUCAAAGGCCAUCCACAACGUGGCAAAUUUCUCCCUGAUGUAGCCAAGAAGUUAGGAGUUAAGCCUGGGCCUCAAUUUCGCGCAUUGACCACGGGAGAGUCUGUAACUCUAGCUGAUGGUACGAUUGUCACUCCGGAGCAGGUACUUGAGCCUGGGAAGGAAGGUGGUGGCUUUGCCAUCAUCGAUCUCCCAAGUAUUGAGUAUGUCGAUGCAAUGAUUAACCGUCAAGAAUGGUCAUCAAAAGAUAUCAUGAGCGGAGUCGAGAUGGCGAUCUGGAUCCUCGGACCUGGUGUCGUUGAGGAUCCAAGGUUGAAGAAGUUCAUGGAAGAUCACACGGAGCUGAAACACAUUGUCUCCUCUACCGACACUUCUCCAAAUCACAUUGCUUUCGAAUCGCCUGCUGAAGCUGCCAUUCGAUUGCAUCUACUGGAUCCUGAACGGUUCCCAAUCCCAGUUCAUAGCCUUGAACCGACUCUACAGAGCAAGGCAUCAGCUCCGCCGCUUUACGAGGAUGCAAGAGUUGGCAAAACCUUUGUGUUGGAGCCUAAAUUCGAGGUGGAAGAUGACAAGAUAAUCCCGUAUCUAGAUACCGCCAAGGUUAUCCGGGAAGCCUCACCAGAGGUCAAGGCAUUGGCAGAAACGGCGCGAAUGGAAGUCACAAACCCAGAAUAUCUAGCACGACUGGCAGAGCGUCAAGAAGACAUCCCAAGCAAGGAUGCUGAGGUCAUCACUCUUGGAACGGGUUCAGCCCUGCCAUCGAAAUAUCGCAACGUCUCGGCAACUUUGCUUCGAGUUCCUGGUUUUGGGAACUAUCUCUUUGACUGUGGUGAAAAUACACUUGGUCAAUUAAAGAGGGUAUUGGGAGAUGAGUUGCCAGAGGUACUUCGUGACCUUAAAGUAAUCUGGAUUAGCCAUCUGCAUGCUGAUCACCACCUCGGUACGGCAUCUGUGAUCAAGGCCUGGGAUCAAGAGACGCGAAAUAAUGAUGUGACAAAGAGCAGAAAGCUUAUAGUAGCGUCCGAUCGUGGCAUGCUCGAAUGGCUGAGGGAGUAUGCGGAAGUGGAAGCUUAUGGCUACGAUCGAGUUGAGCCAAUCACGAUGGGUCGCUCAACCAAAGACUACGACCACCAAUUCACCCCUGAACAGACACAGCUAAACGGCCUUACAUCCAUUCAGUCCUGCUUAGUUGAGCAUUGCAAUGGAGCCAUGGCCACCGUUUUUAACUUUCCUAAUGGAUUCAAAGUUGCCUAUUCCGGUGACUGCAGACCCUCGAAAACGUUUGCAGAGCUUGGAUACGGUGCUACUCUCUUGAUUCACGAAGCCACUUUUGAUGAUGAGCUCCGAGGUGAUGCACUCCUUAAGAAACACUCGACGACUUCCGAAGCCUUGGGCAUUGGCAAGCAGAUGAACGCCAGACGAAUCCUGCUGACCCAUUUCUCGCAACGAUACCAGAAGAUCCCGGUCAUGGAUGAUGGCACAGAUCAGGUUGCGAUUGUUGCCUUUGAUUAUAUGCGGGCGAAGCUCGGCGAUUUUGCAAAGGUCGAGUCAUUCAAGCCCGCAUUGAUGAAGCUAUAUGAAGAUAAGGAAGACAAGUGA